AUGGCAGACAGUGUACCACUGGAGCAGAAGUCCACCAUGUUUGAUUCGGAGGAGCCGGGAGCCAUGGUGGAGCAGGGAGAGCCGGCAGCCAUGGCGGGGCAGAGUUCAGUGUUCACUGGAGACUCAGUUACUCUGAGAUGUGAGAUGAUUCAGUCACAGAAUGGAUGGGAGUUUCUCUGGACAAAAGACUCAAACCGUGAAUCUACUGAAGCUGCAACUACAAUAAUCAAACAUGUGAAAGUCUCUGAUGGAGGAGAAUACAAGUGCAGAGCACGAAGAGGAAAAUAUUACACAGAUUACAGUAAACCAGUAAUAGUGGCAAUAUAUGAAAGACCAAAAGCCAAAGUGACCAUUAAACCUGAUCAGCAUGUAUUCAGAGGAGAAACAGUCACUCUGAGAUGUGACAUAUAUGGUGAAGGAGUCACUAGCAGGAGCUACAGCUGGUAUAAAGAAGGUUUAACCAGUGUUUUCAGUUAUCGACAGGAACACACAUUCAGUUCUGUUACUGAGUCUGACGCAGGUAAAUACUCCUGUAAAGGAUCAGAGACAGAAGGAUCACGCUGGUCACAAAUGAGUGAUGCAGUUACACUGACAGUAUCAGAUCCCAGAGCAGUUUUAAGUGUUUCUCCACAGAAGUGGUUGACUGAAGGAGAUCCAGUGACUCUAAUCUGUGAGGUUUAUAGUUUCUCUACAGGCUGGACAUUCAGCUGGUUCACUUUAACUGUCUCAGCAGAGAACAGCCAUCAUUAUAAUCUGCUCUCAGACAGCAGCAGAGGAGCAGGAGGAAACUACACUGUCAGUUCUGCUGCUCUAAAUCACACAGGAGUUUAUUCGUGCAGAGCAGAGAGAGAGAAAUCAGUCUAUAAAACACAGUACAGCAACACACAGCCAUUAUGGGUCACUGGUGUUUCUCCUCCAGUCUCUCUGAUCGUCAGUCCCAGCAGAACUCAACACUUCACAUCUGUCUCUCUCUCUCUGAGCUGUGAGGACCAGAGUAACUCUACUGGAUGGAGAGUGAGAAGAUACACAGACGGUGGACGGCUGGAAGAUUGUUCAUCAUUACAUCAAGGAUCACAAACAGGAUCUACAUGUACAAUCAACUCCACCAACACAUCAGACACUGGAGUGUACUGGUGUGAGUCUGAAUCUGGAGAGAAACAUCAUCCUGUUAAUAUCACUGUACACUUGUUUCAUUCAGAAUCUCAGAUCUGUUUUCUCAACAUACUCAGUUCUGUACUGACAGUUUGUCCAUAUCUGCUAGUGACAGUCGUGCUGAUUUUCAAAUGCUGCACAAUGAGAGUUACAUCUGUUGAAGAAGAAGAAACUUCAGUCUGAUAAUGAUUGAUCUGUAGCGACGGUGAGAAAACUUAAGCUUCAUCCUGAAAUCUCUCAAUAUCUCAUUUACAAGCUCAGAGUAAACAUGGUUAUUGUAAAAGUCAUGUUUUUGGAAUUACUAUAUGUAAAUGCAGGAAUAAAUCACUUUACUGUGUGUGUGUAAUACAGGAUUCACUCCUGAUUCAUGACGACUAAACUUUUGUAUGUACCAGUUAAUAUCAACCAGCUUUCCCAACACACUUGACUUCAACUGAUUCCCUUCUCAUUUGAUUUUAUCCAUCAGGAAUUGAUUGUAAAAUGUAAGUUAACUUUGAUUUCAUAUGACUUUUUACAAGCAACACGAAUGUUAACUUGUUUAAUCAGUUUGGUCUUUGCUAUUUUUGAUUUUAUUGGUAAUAAGAACCGACCUCCUCUCCACUUAGUGUCAUUUAUAGCAUGUAUAUUAUUUAUUUUAGUGUGAGUCUCCUGCUGUAAUAUUUCAUGCUUUUAUAUGUGU
Labeo rohita (rohu) is the source of this 1831-nucleotide messenger RNA. Its product is annotated as Fc receptor-like protein 2. Gene Ontology annotation, biological process: cell surface receptor signaling pathway. Gene Ontology annotation, molecular function: transmembrane signaling receptor activity. The transcript is spliced from 8 exons. The record is from RefSeq and is a predicted model, not a curated record. NCBI's taxonomy places the organism in Eukaryota, Metazoa, Chordata, Actinopteri, Cypriniformes, Cyprinidae. Bases 1 to 1335 code for a protein of 444 amino acids.